Molecule: messenger RNA, 2325 nt
Organism: Spea bombifrons (plains spadefoot toad)
Lineage: Eukaryota; Metazoa; Chordata; Amphibia; Anura; Pelobatidae
Gene: ZDHHC9
Product: zinc finger DHHC-type palmitoyltransferase 9
Exons: 10
Coding region: 328-1437 (369 amino acids)
Biological process (GO): protein targeting to membrane; peptidyl-L-cysteine S-palmitoylation
Cellular component (GO): endoplasmic reticulum; Golgi apparatus
Molecular function (GO): protein-cysteine S-palmitoyltransferase activity
Source: RefSeq, a predicted model, not a curated record
GAAAUUAAAGAAACCGAGAUUCCCCGGAGCACUGGCUAGAACAGAGUGGAGCGGUGAUAAUUAACAGGAUGCCCCCAAUCGUUUAAACAGGGACCGACUGGAUCUUUUAAUCGGGGGGGGUCACGGUACUGGAUUUAACGGGGUGUGAGCGGGAUCAAAGCUUUGGAUGCGGUGCGGACCGGGGACCAGACCGGAUCUGAAGGUCGUUGUUCGGCGUGAUUAUGAAGCCUUGCACACAUAGGCUUGGGACGGAGACCCUUGGAUAGCAUAUCUGGAGCUGUGCGUAGGCUGCAUUCAGAGAGGGCUUCGAAAAGCAGAGGUGGAACCAUGUCGGUGAUGAUGGUGAGGAAGAAGGUUACGCGGAAAUGGGAGAAGCUUCCGGGGAAGAACACGUUCUGCUGCGAUGGCCGGGUGAUGAUGGCCAGGCAGAAAGGCAUCUUCUAUCUAACGUUGAUUCUUAUACUGGGCACGUGUUCUCUCUUCUUUGCUUUUGAGUGUCGUUACCUAGCAGUCCACCUCUCUCCAGCAAUCCCGGUUUUUGCAGCCGUGCUCUUCCUUUUUUCUAUGGCCACCUUGCUGCGGACGAGUUUCAGUGAUCCCGGCGUUAUACCGCGCGCCCUGCCCGACGAAGCAGCCUUCAUUGAAAUGGAGAUAGAGGCAGCCAAUGGGAAUGUCCCCCAGGGUCAACGGCCACCACCUCGCAUAAAAAACGUCCAAAUAAACAAUCAGAUUGUGAAGCUGAAAUACUGUUACACUUGCAAAAUCUUCCGUCCUCCCCGUGCCUCGCACUGCAGUAUCUGUGAUAACUGCGUGGAGCGCUUCGACCAUCAUUGUCCAUGGGUUGGAAACUGUGUUGGAAAGAGGAAUUAUCGGUAUUUCUACCUCUUCAUUCUGUCUUUGUCCCUUCUGACCAUUUACAUCUUCUCCUUCAACAUUGUAUAUGUUGCUCUAAAUACUUUGCAAGUUGGUUUCUUGAAUACAAUCAAAGAAAGCCCAGGGACUGUUCUGGAGGUCUUCAUUUGCUUCUUCACACUGUGGUCCGUCGUAGGAUUAACUGGCUUCCACACAUUCUUGGUUUCCUUGAAUCAGACAACCAAUGAGGAUAUAAAAGGCUCCUGGACUGGUAAAAACAGAGUUCAGAACCCAUACAGUCAUGGAAAUCUGGUGAAGAACUGUUGUGAAGUUCUUUGUGGGCCUGUCCAGCCAAGUGUGCUUGACAGAAGAGGAAUAUUGCAGGAGCCGACUGGGCAUCAGGGGCAAUCCGAACAGGAAAAUUGCACCUCACAGCAGGAUCCGGUUGUUGCCGCUGCUAAGCUGACGUCCACUGAACCGGCUGAAAAUCCCGGUCCCCAAGAGGAUAAGCCACCGCAGAACGCUAUUGAGAUGUCUGUUCAGAUGCCCGAAGAUCCAGCUGAAACGAAGGAGAGUGAAAAGUAGAGGCACCCGCUUCCUUAAAAUGAAAAGGCCAAUGAUCAAGAUAUCAGAAGAGUAACAGGAAAGUGACAGCUGGUUCCAUAUGCCAUUUUUCUUUAGUAUAUGCUUGUGUUAAUUAUGACGGUGAUGUGUUGUGGGAUGGAAAGUCCUCUUUACUGGCCUGGGGAAUUAAAGGUCAUUUGAACAGACUUCAGGUAUUAGAUGAAUACGCCAAUGACAUGCGUUGGAAAAGUUUGGUAAAGCAAAGACGUUGGCCCAAUGGGGCCGUGCAUUUUUCCCUCAAUGGAGCUGGUUCUUCAAAAACGUAUCUGAUCCUCGCAUUUAUUCUACGUGCCCUUGGGGAAUAAAUGAAAGUGGACGUUCCCCGUUGGAAUGGACGUUGCGAAGUUGUAGUCCAUCAGAUGGGGAGCGGUUCUUUUGUAUACUCGCAACGUUGUGUCAUAUAAUUGACACCUUAACAAAAGAAAUAUGCAUCGCUUUUUUUAUUUUGCUAGCCAUGCCUAAUUGCAAGAGGCGGCGCGGACAACGCUCCCGGUUCCUUAGUCCUCUAUAUAUCAAGAGGAUCGGAACAUGGUGUUACUGAUGAAUACUUUGAACUAAAGCUCUUCCCCAAUCAGAUGAAUCCAGCGUUACACUAAUAAUAAUAUACACCAUCCCUUUUCUUGUAUUUAUGAAAAUGGGGUAAAUGUUUAAGGUUUUUGUCAUGUGGUCAUUUCAAUAUUCUCCUUUUUUUUAUAUUGUUUAAUUAUAGAAGAUAGAGUUAGUGAUGCUGCAGCCACACACAAUUAUUUGUAGGAAUAGGAACUGUAGAGGCCAGUAAAUGGCAAUUUUUGUACCCAACGCAUUUGGGGGUUUUCUGUGCAUCUCUCAUAAAUUGCAAAAAAAAAAGAA